This is a messenger RNA of Trypanosoma cruzi, 2616 nucleotides long. RefSeq lists its product as uncharacterized. The transcript has a single exon. Lineage: Eukaryota; Euglenozoa; Kinetoplastea; Trypanosomatida; Trypanosomatidae. Gene Ontology annotation, biological process: axoneme assembly. Gene Ontology annotation, cellular component: cytoplasm. The record is from RefSeq and is a predicted model, not a curated record. Bases 1 to 2616 code for a protein of 871 amino acids.
AUGGCUGAAACGCCUUAUGAGUCCCCAAGUGAUGUCUCCGAACUGGACCCGGAGUCGGCUGUUUUGGUGCCAAUUCAACAGCGUAUAGAGGCACAAUUACGGAAGCAUCUUCAAGAGGUAUCACAGCAGCUUUACGAUGUCAAAAAUGAACUUGUUACUGUUCAAAAGGAAAGGGAAAAAUAUGGUGUUGAACUUUACAAUGCUCAACAACAUCUAGCAAAGUUACAGGAAACAUUGGAGAAACAACAUGAAAAGCAUGUGUCAGUCCAACGGCAGUACGAGGAAAAGUUACAAGAACGAGAGGAAAUUUCCACACAAGCUGAUAGCCUUCGAAAAGAAAUUGAGGAUUACCAGCGACAACACGAGCGGCAACAAGCGGAUCUUGCAAAACUAACCGAAACAAUUGUCAAGGUUCAACAAUUCAAUGACCAGCUUAAAAAAGAGGUUCAGGUAGAACGUCGUGCUGCCUACAAGACUGAAGAAGAUAUUACAAAUUUGGAAAGAGAAAAGUUGAAGCAAGAUAAUAUGAUUGAUGUCCUUGAAAAAAGAGUAAUACUUGUUGAGGAGGAAGUGGCCACAGUGAAUACACAGAUUGAAAGUCAACAAAAAGAAACCAAGCGAGCGAGAGAAAUUUUGGCGGAGGCAUUAGCAGAAAUGGAGGCCAUCAAUUUUGAGAAAAAACAAUUGGUGCAACAAUGGAAAAGUACCCUUAUUGGAAUGCAGCGUCGUCAUGAAGCCAUGAAAAAGACAGAAGAAGCCCUUCAGCAACAGAAAGAUGACUUACAAGCUCUAGAGAAUGAGAUAACGGGUUGCCGAAAAGAUAUACAAGGUGUUCAAACGGAAACGUCAAAAUUAAUGGAGUUUAUGUCACGUGUUGAUAAUGAAGUGACCGUUUUGGAGAAGCAAAUUGAUGCUCUUGUUGAGAGAAAAGAAAAAAGCGCUCAAUCAUAUGCAAUGCUUAAAAAUAAUUUGGAGCAAACCGAUGCCGAAACAAAGAAACUGGAAUAUGAGGCUCGUACUCACGCUUCUGAAGUCACAAAUAUCGACAGGAAAAUACAAAAAUGUGCAAGGGAUGUUCGUUCCAUGGAGAACGAUAUUGUUGAAGCACUUAGUAAGCAGUCAACCCUUAAGCAAGAAGGAAGUGGCACGUUACAAGAAAUUGAGAAAAUCAAGGGUUCCAUUAGAGUCAAAGAACUUCAAGUGACACAAAUGGAAAAUGAACUUGCUCGUAUACGAGUGGAUACACUACAAGCUCAAUCACAUAAUGAGACAUUAAAAUCUACAUUGGGUGAAUUGGAGAAGGAGUUACAAUCUCGUGGUGUAUUGAUUGAACGAAUGCAAAUGGAUAUACGCCGUAGACAUGAUGAAAUUGAUAGAAAACAGAAACAGUUGGAUCAACUGAAUCAUCAGUAUGAAGGAUUGUUGGCUGCACAAGUCUCUGAUAAGGGGGAACAUGUUGGUCCGUUAGAAGCUACCAUUAAUAGUUUGUCAAGGGCUAUUACAGAAAAAGUUAAUGAGAAUGAAGCUCUCCAACAAGAGUGGAUUAAACUUCAGACAGAGUUGGUAAAUUGCAAAAACAAUGCAAAUGAGGUUAAUGAAGCCAUUCUUGAACUCCAGGCAGAGGCCACGGUUUUGAUGCAAAAAAGAGAGAGACUUUUGGCAAACAUUGCGAAUGAAAAGAAAGAAAUUAUCAGUUUGGAGAACAAAGCAAAUGCGAUGCAUAUUGAGAUGAAGAAGGUAAAUACUCAACUUAGCAAAAACUCUGAAGAUCAAAAAAACAUUGCGAACGAAGCUUUUCUUCUUGAAAAUGACCUUAUUCGACGACUGCAAGAAAAGAAAAGAGAAGCCAUUGAACUGGAACUUAAGGUGGAAGAAACUCGACAAACCAAGACUGAUUUACUCGAACAGAUUAUGAAUUGUGAGCGGGACAUUUUGUUUUGGGAAAGAAAAAUGCAGAUUGCAAAAGAAACGGAGAUGGCACUUGAUCCAACGGUUGGAAGGGCGGAAGUCGAAAAAAUGAGGAAAGAAAUAGGAAUUAUGGAAAAACGCAUGAAUGACCUUCAAAGAGAACAACGCUUUUUAGUUGAGGAAAUGCAGAGGUCGAUUGACCAUCGUGAGAUAAUUCGAACAAAAGGUCAGGCGAUCCAAAAUUCGACCAAGAAGAACGGGAGAGGGGCCACGAGACUAGAUGUGGAUAAGGAAAGUGCCAGGAUGUUUAAGGAGCUCAAUGAAAAAAGAGAAGAGGCGCAACUGAAGGAAAGACUUAUUAGAGAAAGUCUUGUCGAAAUUGAGAAAAAGACUAACGAAAUUGAAACCAUUCAACGUGAAGUUGAAAACCUUGACGAGCAAGUAACAGAACUUCAAGCACAGUUGUUGUCAGCACAAAAAGAGUGUGACCGACUGGAAGAUGAGAAAAGGAUAAAAAAUACAACUCUUCAGCGUCUUCGUGACGCUGAAAACGGUGCUUACAAUUUGGCAGUUAGUCCAGAGGAGCUCAAUGAGGAAGUUACACACCUUGAAGAAAAGCGAAGAACGUUAGUUGAGAUUAUAGAUGAUUUAACAAAUCGGUAUCCUCAAUUGGAGGAGGAAUUGUCUGACAUUCUUUCAGCACUUUAA